AAGCAUAGUGCCGCUACCUUUUGCCCUCUGACCAGGAUUUAAAGGACCACAUGUGAUCCAGCUCCAGCAGCAUGAGAAGCUUCACCGAGGCUCCACAGCUUUAAACACAGGAGAAGCUCAAACCUGAUCACUUCAAUCAAUCAAUCAAACAAACGAACAAACGAACGAACAUACAGCGGCCAUGCUUCCAGCGCAGGAAGCAGCCAAGAUAUACCACACCAACUACGUGCGCAACGCGCGCGCCAUGGGCGUGCUGUGGACCGUGUUCACCAUCACGUUCGCCGUCAUCACGGUGGUGGUCUUCAUCCAGCCUUACUGGAUCGGGGACAGCGUGAACACGCCUCAGGCCGGAUACUUCGGCCUUUUCCACUACUGCAUCGGGAACGCGCUCACCUCAGAGCUUACGUGCAAAGGGAGCGCGCUCGACUUCGGCUCCAUCCCGUCCGGCGCCUUCAAGACGGCCAUGUUCUUCGUGGGCAUCUCCAUGCUGCUGGUGGUGGGGAGCAUCGUCUGCUUCAGCCUCUUCUUCUUCUGCAACGCGGGGAGUGUGUACAAGAUCUGCGCGUGGAUGCAGCUGGCCUCCAGUACGUGCAUGGUGAUUGGCUGUAUGAUCUAUCCUGACGGCUGGGAUUCAGAUGAGGUGAAGCGAAUGUGUGGCCAGCGAACCGACAAAUACACUCUGGGCAACUGCACCGUGCGCUGGGCCUACAUCCUGGCCAUCAUCAGCAUCAUGGACUCACUCGUCCUCUCCUUCCUGGCCUUCAGCCUGGGCAGCAGACAGGACAAGCUGCUGCCCGAGGACUUCCAGGUGGAGGGCAAAGAUAACGCAUAGACGCCACCUGGUGGACGACAGUGACCAGAGAUGGACAGGAAGUGGAAAAGGGGAGCAAUGUUGACUCAAGGGGCUCAAAGUCCAGAGACAUUUACACACAAGGUACAACUGACAUGACUGAGCAUCAGAAUGACGUGGCUUGAUUUGAUUUUCACAAAUACCUUUAUCUAGUUUUUAUACAGAAUGGAUCUGAAAAAGAAAGUAUCCAGUGAGCAGCAGUUUUUCUGGGUAGAAAAUGCCUAGUUGAUGUCAGAGGAGAAUGAUCAGUGGUUCUAGACGAAAUGACCACUUGUUAUAACAAAGAUAUCAAAAAGACCAUCUCUGAACACAACCAUGAAACAGAAGGACUCCAGCAGCAACAGCAGCAGAAGCCCACACCUGCUGCCACUUUAAGUGUCCUGUGUACCUAAUAAAGUGG
Solea senegalensis (Senegalese sole) is the source of this 1250-nucleotide messenger RNA. It is a transcript of the gene lhfpl5a, whose product is annotated as LHFPL tetraspan subfamily member 5a. Bases 182 to 832 code for a protein of 216 amino acids. Gene Ontology annotation, cellular component: plasma membrane. Gene Ontology annotation, biological process: detection of mechanical stimulus involved in sensory perception; sensory perception of sound. The transcript is spliced from 4 exons. The record is from RefSeq and is a predicted model, not a curated record. NCBI's taxonomy places the organism in Eukaryota, Metazoa, Chordata, Actinopteri, Pleuronectiformes, Soleidae.